GGCAAAUUACCAUACCACCCAAAACGAAAAGCCCUUCCUUCCUCCGCCCUCCUCCCAAGGGCAGCCCGGAAUCUGCCUGGACCGCUCCAGCUCGCCCCAAUGGUGACCAGGUGGAACCAGAAGAGCCCGGGCCUCAAGAUCCUGUGGAUCUGGACCCUGGGAACCGCCGGAAUUAUGAUCGCCAACGUCGUUCGGACCCGCGUAAACGAUAUGGAGAUGAUCCUCCGGGACGAAGACGAAGCCGCGGCUGCCGCCGGCGGUGGCAGCGGCGGCGGGACCUCCGGUGAGCGUGUCAUGAGGGACGACGAGUUGAGCAGCGAGUGAAGAAGAGUUUACUGCUUGAGCUUGAGUGACUUCAUGGACUUUGAGCUUGAGAGAUUCUACAUGGCAAAGUCCGUCUAAGCCCGCAUGUCGCCAGCCAGAGCCUAUACUGGUUGCCCGGUUCAUCGUUUAAUGUCUCAUCUCGAAAGAACUUUUUGUUGGGAUUUUAUUUGUAAAUCAGUGAGGCAUGUAUCUGUGUGGGGGCAUGAGAUUGUGGACCUGUUACUACUUAAAAUUGAACCUGUAACUUAAAGUCGCCAUGAUAGCUUAGAAAACUAAAUAAAUGGACUUGUAAACUCUGCAAGGUGAACCUGUGUGGAUGGGAAGAAAAUCAUAUACGCCUGGGUCGUUUCGUCAACCA
This is a messenger RNA of Brachypodium distachyon (stiff brome), 682 nucleotides long. RefSeq lists its product as uncharacterized. NCBI's taxonomy places the organism in Eukaryota, Viridiplantae, Streptophyta, Magnoliopsida, Poales, Poaceae. Bases 100 to 324 code for a protein of 74 amino acids. The record is from RefSeq and is a predicted model, not a curated record. The transcript has 3 exons.